UAAUGUAUUAACAAAAGAGCCAUAUACAAGAGCCUCUGAAAAUCCAUCAGAUAAAAUUAAAAUUGAAGCCAGAGAAGCCUGCGCCUGGCUGAGAGCUGCUGGUUUCCCCCAGUACGCUCAGCUAUUUGAAGAUAUGCAGUUUCCUAUCGAUGUAAAAACUGUGAGGAAAGAUCAUGAAUUUUUAGAUGGAGAUGCGAUUGAAUCACUAUUCAGGCGGUUGAACACAUUGAACAAGUGUGCAUCAAUGAAAGUGGAAAUAAGCCGUCAGAGGAAACGGAGUGAUGACUCUGAAGAUGAUGAACCUUGCGCAAUAAGUAACAAAUGGGCUUAUGAGAGGUGCAGUCAGAGAUGGUCUCGUAUCGAGAGCCUAGAAGGUUUCCCAGGAGAGGAAGAUAACAGGCUAAGUGUAUAUGACAACAUGCCCAAUAUUGAACUUGAUAAGCUGGAGGCAGCAGAAGUUGGUGAUGAUGAUGUUUUUACAGAAUUGAACAACGUUAUAGAAGAUGUCAAUGGUCUCAAAAAGUUGGUUGAUCAGUGGACAGAGAAGUUCUCAGAUGACGGUGGUUUGGACUUUGCCAGUGACUUGACCUCUUUAUAUCCAUCUGCACCUAAAGAAAUCUGUCUUGAAACAGAGGGCUCAACAGCAGACCUCCCGACCACCGAGGGAGGGAGCAGCUGUGAACUGGGCAAUGAGAUCAGUUCUGCAGACCUGGCUUCCAUGACAGACUCUAAAAAGACCAACAGCCUUCCCAUCCAGGCUGACGGUCAGUCAGCUGCCCAGCUAGCCCGGACACAAAAGCUGGCCUUGUUGAAACUCACUGCUUUAAUGGACAGAUACUCCCCUUCCAGUAAGCAGGGCUGGAACUGGACUAUACCAAAGUUCAAUAAAAAAAUAAAAGCCUCUGACUACAAGGACAAAAAUGUGUUUGGGGUUCCUUUGCUUCUGAAUGUUCAGCGAACAAGCCACCCACUGCCCAACGGCAUACUGCAAGCACUGGACUAUCUAAGAAGCCACUUUCUUGACCAGGUUGGCCUGUUCCGAAAAUCCGGUGUUAAAUCCAGGAUUCUGUCUUUAAGAGAAAUGAAUGAAACCAACCCGAACAACGUAUGUUACGAAGGGCAGUCAGCAUUUGAUGUGGCCGAUAUGGUGAAGCAGUAUUUCCGAGACCUUCCCGAGCCUAUCUUUACUAGCAGGCUCUGUGAAUCCUUCCUCCACAUCUACCAAUACGUGCCGAAGGAUCAGCAGUUUCAGGCUGUCCAGGCUGCUAUUCUCCUUCUCCCAAAAGAAAACCGAGACGCUUUGAAAAUCCUCCUGUUCUUUCUACGCGAUGUGGUUGCUUUUGUUGAGGAAAACCAGAUGACCCCAACCAACAUUGCUGUCUGUCUUGCACCGUCAUUGUUUCACCUCAACACCCUGAGACGGGAUAGUUCCUCCUCCUCCACUAGAUCUAGUCAGAGGAAGUGCAGCUUGGGGAAGCCAGACCAGAGGGAGCUGAGUGAGAACCUGGCAGCAACGCAGGGCUUGGCCCACAUGAUAAUGGAGUGCAACAGAUUAUUCCAGGUACGUCACUUGGUGUAGCAAAGCAAAAGCCCUGAGCAGCCUGCUGUAAAACUGCUGCCUGCCUGCCUGCCUACACCAGCGCUGCUGGCAGCUGAUGGUGCUGCUCCCACAGCAGGCACCCUCACGCUGCUGUUCUCUGAGAGGCUCUCAGGAAGCCACCCCUUUUUUGAGGACUGGUACCUGACCGUUGCCUGGAUCAGCUCACUACCAACUUCCAAGAGACAAGCAUCCUGA
Messenger RNA from Fulmarus glacialis (Northern fulmar), 1795 nucleotides. Its product is annotated as rho GTPase-activating protein 7-like. Gene Ontology annotation, biological process: actin cytoskeleton organization; regulation of Rho protein signal transduction; signal transduction. NCBI's taxonomy places the organism in Eukaryota, Metazoa, Chordata, Aves, Procellariiformes, Procellariidae. The annotation marks the transcript as partial. The record is from RefSeq and is a predicted model, not a curated record. The transcript is spliced from 13 exons. Gene Ontology annotation, molecular function: GTPase activator activity; protein binding.